GUGUGGUCAUUAGGGUUUUUGGGAUUUUGGUUGUAUGACCUAAUUUAACCUCUGGAAAAUCUUGUUUACGUUUUUUCUGUCAAAACCGUCAAAAAAUGAAGUUUACAGGAAAUUUAGUUCCGAUGAGAGCAAAUCAGCUGAAAUUUAACUGAAAAGUGUGCAAUGGACUACACCAACAAUGCAUACAUUCAGGAUAAUGACUAUGCAAUGGACACAACUGCACAUUCGUUCAGUUCGGCGAGUACAGUAGCUUUUAGUUCAGACCCCCAAAUGAACCCAAUAAAUAAUCAAUAUGAGGUGGUUGUUGUUUCGAGUGUUGGAAUGCAUGUUGAAGGCCCCAUUCCCUUUAUCAACCCCGAAAUACCCGUGGAGCAACAUGCCAUAGUACAAAUUGAGUCCAAUGAAGUGGAAAACAUCAAUGUUGACUCAGAUGCCGAUACGGUUUCUGUGGCUAGCAGCCACCAUUCGGAGGAGAGUAAUCAAAGUGAGUUGGUGAAUAAGGAGGUUGUGAAAGAGGAGUCUUUUCAUGAUGAGGAUGAUGGAAGGCUGUGUCCAAUUUGUUUGGAUAAUUGGACCAAUACAGGAGACCAUCGAAUAUGUGCUUUGAAAUGUGGACACUUGUUUGGGUAUAAGUGUGUUAACCGAUGGUUGGAGUCACAGACUAAAAAGUUAUGUCCUACGUGUAAGAGAAAAGUGAGUAGAGGCGACCUGAGGUUCAUCUACGCGAAAAAACUGAUCGCCGUCGACACGACUGAACUCGAACUGAUCAAAAAGCAACUGGACAUCGCGACCGAAGAAAAGAACAAGGUCCUGCUGGACAUGUCGAAGUUCGCGUGCCGCGAGCACAUGCUCAACCAGGAGAUCCAGCACCUGAAGAAGCAGAUACAAGACUUGUCGCACAAAAAGUCCGACCCGAAGCUGAGCAGCAGCUUCGGGUCCACCUCGAGCAGCUACGUGAGACUGUUCAUGGACAAGUCGAUGGAGAUCUGCCGCUACGGCGGGUGCAGGGUUUUUGACGCCACGUGCAGGUUCGACCUGCUCAUGGCGUCUAUGAAGUCGCCCAACAGUUUGUUUUCCGGUUUCGGGCUCAGGAAGGUGAACAUUUCCCAGUAUAAACCCCUGGCGUUUAUACCGUUGCACACUCUCCAAAUCAGGGACGUUUGCUUUCACGAGCAGAACAACUGGGUGUUGACUGCGUCGAUGGACAAGUCGUUCAAGGUCGUCGACACGAACACGAAUUCGGUGCUGUUCACGACCACGCAAGAGAUGCCGCUGUGGUCUUGCUGCUGGGACGCGGACAACCCUUACAUUCUUUACAUUGGAAAGCAAAGCGGUGCAGUCGUUAAAUACGACGUGAGGAAUCUGUCGACGCCGGUUUCUAACCUCGACAUCCCCGGCGACAUGUCGCCGGUGGUUUCCGUAGCGUCCAUACCGUCGAGCGUCAACGGGGAUCUACGCAACGGCGGGGUCAUAUCCUGCAAACUGAACUCUCUGUGGGUUUUCGAGAACGCCGCUAGCGGCCACAUCAGGCACCCCUUGUCCUUGGAGAGCCCCUUCGUCUCCAUGAAGUACGAGAAGGAGUCCAGACAGCUAUUAAUCUCGUCCAGGCCGAACAACAGGAUAUCGUACUCGAGACACACCCUGUGCACUUUGGAUGUGGUGCAAGGGGAUCACGGAGGGGAGAAAAUAAACUGCAACGUGCUGCAUUCGUUCCAAGGCGGCGGGAUGCAGAAGUUGCUGUCGAAAUCGUGCUUUUUGUCCGACAAACAGAACUACAUCGCUGCGUACCACGAGUCCAGCAAGAGUGUGCACUUGUGGAGCAUCAACACCGGCCAGAGGGUCUGCACGGUUCCUGCGCACGAGGCGGUUUUGGACUUGGGCGGGAUUCAGAACCAAAGCGGAAACUAUUUAUUGUCCUUGACGGAGAAGAAGUUGGAAUUUUUCAAAUUUACUUAGAUUGUUUUUAGGGUUUUAAGGUUAAUAUUAUUAUGGCUGUAUUUUUAUAAACUUAUUUUCAUAUUAUUAUUAGGAUUUUCGAUAUUUUUACUACCUGAGUGUAAUCUUCAUAUUAUACUUGUAUGAUAGUUUAGGAAAUAAAUUACAUUACAUUAGUUAAUA
Messenger RNA from Brassicogethes aeneus, 2118 nucleotides. Lineage: Eukaryota; Metazoa; Arthropoda; Insecta; Coleoptera; Nitidulidae. The record is from the annotation of a GenBank genome assembly.